AUGGGACUGGCUGUGGUGCUCCGUGAUUCAGAGGGAAAUAUGCUGGCGGCAAGGUGUGAAAUGCGAAGGGGCUGUCUUCCUCCAGCUGCGGCAGAAGCACAGGCCCUGUUAUUGGCAAUUUCUUUGUGUCGCGAGAUGGGUCUAGAGCGUGUGCAGCUGGAAGGUGACGCAAAAACGGUGAUUGAUGCGGUUUCUUCAACGGAAAUAGACUAUAGCUGGAUGGGGCACAUUACGGAGGACAUCAAACUGGAAUUGAAUUUUUUGGUUCAUUCGAGAGUAUCCUUUGUAAAGCGGGAAGGAAAUAAAGUAGCCCAUAGCCUUGCUAAGUAUGCUGUUAGGAACUGUAUUUCUAAAAGUUGGCGGGAUGUUCCCCCUGCUUGUAUUUGUGAUAUGUUAGCACUAGAGCAUUCUGCUUUAGUUGCUUGA
Messenger RNA from Corylus avellana, 426 nucleotides. NCBI's taxonomy places the organism in Eukaryota, Viridiplantae, Streptophyta, Magnoliopsida, Fagales, Betulaceae. The record is from RefSeq and is a predicted model, not a curated record.